AUGGCGGACCAGAUCCCCCAGCAGAUGCGCGCUGCAACCAUCAAGGACUUCAACCAGGGCUACGAAGUCAAGGACAUCCAGGUCCCUACCGAACUCGGCCCCAACGACGUGCUCGUCAAGAUCGCCGCCGCGGGCUACUGCCACACCGAUCUCCAGGUCCAGGAGGGCGUCUACGAGUCAGCCGGCGCCAAGCCCGGCCUCGUCGGCUCUCAUGAGCCGGCCGGCACCGUCGUGAAGCUCGGCUCCGAGGCCGGCAAGCAGGGCCUCAAGGUCGGCGACCACGUCGGCUCCAUCAACACGUACGGCUGCUGCGGCCGGUGCAACUCGUGCAACCAGGGCAAGCAGGUGUGCGACAACCUCAGCGGCAUGCUCGGCCUCACGCUCGACGGCGGCUUCGCCCAGUACAUGAAGGCCGACGCCCGGGUCGUGGCCAAGAUCCCCGACUCCAUUCCCUGGGCCGAGGCGGCGCCCCUGUUCUGCGCCGGCGCCACCGUCUACGGCGCCCUCUGCGCGGCGAAGCCCGAGAAGGGCCAGUGGCUCGCAAUGGUCGGCAUCGGAGGCCUGGGCCACCUGGGCGUCCAGUACGCCAAGUCGCUGGGCUGCAAGGUCAUCGCCAUCGACAACCGCCAGGAGGCCCUCGACCUGGCCAACGACGUCCCCUCGCACCUCAAGCCCGACCGCACCGUCCUCAUCGACACCGACGAGGCCAAGGAGAAGGCCGUCAAGGAGCUCCAGACGUCCUUCUACGACACCAACCCGGGCGUCGACCGCGUCGUCAUCAACACGGAGGGCCGGCCGCUGAUCAAGUUCGCCCAGCAGUUCCUGCGCAAGGGCGGCGUGCUUGUCGACGUUGGCCUCCCCGCAGACGGGCCCUUCGAGGUCGACGCCUUCGCCCUGAACUUCAAGGAGCAGACCAUUCGCGGCGCGUUGAUCUGCACCCCCGAGCGCAGCCGGGAGAUGCUGGAGCUGCACGCCAAGAACGGCUGCAGGACACAUGUCGAGAAGACGUUCAGCGUCGACCAGGCCAACGAGAUGGCCGAGCACUACAUGUCCAAGCAGCUCAAGGGCCGCUUGUGCAUGGUCUUCUAG
Molecule: messenger RNA, 1089 nt
Organism: Colletotrichum higginsianum IMI 349063
Lineage: Eukaryota; Fungi; Ascomycota; Sordariomycetes; Glomerellales; Glomerellaceae
Product: Alcohol dehydrogenase GroES-like domain-containing protein
Exons: 1
Coding region: 1-1089 (362 amino acids)
Molecular function (GO): oxidoreductase activity
Source: RefSeq, a predicted model, not a curated record